Penicillium alfredii is the source of this 2016-nucleotide messenger RNA. RefSeq names its product putative chromatin assembly factor 1 subunit A. Lineage: Eukaryota; Fungi; Ascomycota; Eurotiomycetes; Eurotiales; Aspergillaceae. The transcript is spliced from 2 exons. The record is from RefSeq and is a predicted model, not a curated record. Bases 1 to 2016 code for a protein of 671 amino acids. Gene Ontology annotation, cellular component: nucleus; CAF-1 complex. Gene Ontology annotation, biological process: nucleosome assembly.
AUGACUCUGUCCCCUCUGCCUCAUCCGCAAGCAUUCCCCGCGUCCCCGUCAACAGGACCUCGCAAACGCUCUUUCCACGAAGUCGACGACGUAGCUAUGGCUUCCCCGGGUGCCAAGCGUACCCUGACUGAGUUCAAUGGUGAGAACCAGGAGAAUCGAGACCCGUCUCUUUUGGCCAAGCCGGAUGAGAUCAUGUCCCAAUCAGAUGAAUCGAAUGAGAAACUCCCCCCUCCUCCCACGGUGGAAAUCACUGUGAAACCCUAUGAUGGCUCUGCCAUCAACUUUGCCGAUACACCCUCUGGUCAAUUGGACACAGAGAAGAAAUCCUCGGCCGUUGGCAAUGUGCAUCAGGCUGACUCUGCCGCUGCUCCUGCGGCUAAGAAGCGAAAACUGUCUCCAUCUAGCAAGGAGUCAAAGCAACACGAGAAGGAAGAAAAGGAGCGCCAGAAGGCCGAGGAAAAGUUGAAGAGGGAAGAGGAGAAGGCCAGAAAGGAAGAAGAGAAACGCCUUAAGGCCGAGGAGAAGAAAAAACGCGACGCUGAACGUGAGGAGGAGAAGCGCGCCAAAGAAGAGGAGAAGCGGAAGCGUGAGACAGAACGUGAGGAGGAACGAAAGCAACGUGAAGAAAAGAAAAAGGCCAAGGAAGAAGAAAAGGCUGCCAGAGAGGAAGAGAAGCGCAAGCGAGAAGAAGAAAAGAUGAAGAAGUCUAGGUCGCAAAUGAAAUUGAACUCUUUCUUUGCGAAACCGCCAGGCUCCUCGGCACCUGCUUCGAAUGGCAACCCUUUUACUUCACCGAGCAAGUCGUCAGUCAUCAGUGAGACUGGCGCGGCAGAUGCCCCUCACAGCGUACUAUCAGACUACCGCCGAGAGUUCCCUGACUUUUUCGUCCAAUCUCAUACCACCUUGGCUCCUACACAUCGAUUCGAGCGCGACUCAGAGGCUCUUAAGCAUGUCCGCCAGACCGUUGAUGCGUUCCUGGCUCACCCACAAGAACCGCAACCUUUCCACCCCUCCGAAGUUUUUCAUACUAUCCCUUAUCACCGUCGACGAGGUCUUCGAACCGCUACGGUGAAACAAAUCCUCCUGCAAAUGCAGGAUGCCAGUGAUGCCACGACCCAGCUGGGUGAGAAUCACAAGUCAACGGCUGAUUCCAAACCGCAUGACCUUCUGCGCAGGAUCCCCAUGAAGUCUCUCAAGUUCAGCGAGGAUGUCCGCCCGCCUUACCAGGGAACCUAUACACGUGUUGUGUCUGAGGGUUCAGCCAAGAAGCUUUCUCGCAACCCUUACCAUCGGGGGCUGCCGGACACCAACUACGAAUAUGACUCCGAGGCCGAAUGGGAGGAACCUGAAGAGGGUGAGGACCUGGAUUCGGAAGAAGAGGAAGAAGGGAGUGACGAGGGAGACGACGAUCUUGAUGGGUUCUUGGAUGACGAAGACGAUGCCUUCGCCGGAGGCAAGCGGCGCUUGAUAGUAGGUGAUCUGGAGCCGGUCUGCAGUGGAAUUCAGUGGGCAGCCGACGGCGUGGAUCCCGAGUUCAAGAACUACCAGAUCGAGACCAUCUCGGACGCGGUCAGAUUCCCUAUCGACCCAUUCUCCACCGCAUACUGGCAGAGGCCCCGAGCCACCGAUCAAGGUCCGACCAAGGGGCGAGCCGUGCCGAGCCCUCUGAACAUUUCUCAAACUCCCCCGUCUCUCGAUGGACCGACCGUUGGCGGGGCAUUGCCCCCAACUAUGUCCAAGUUGAAGCGACCUUUCCCGCCCGAUCAGCUGGAGGAGUUCAAGCAAGUGGUCGAAGGGAGUGACCUGAGCAAGAUUGGUGUGGUUGAAAUACUGAAGAAGCGGUACGUUUUGCCAUGGCUCCUUUUACCCAAGCUGGAAAACCUCUGGGCUCUGCUAAUCUCACCCGAUGCUUUUAGAUUCCCCAAGGUGUCGAAGGAGACGUUGAAGGCGACGCUUGACCAGGUCGCCGUCCGGGUUGGCAACAAAGAGGCCGACAAGAAAUGGGUUUGUCGUUGA